CGCUGAUUGGGAUGAGAGAGUUUCCCGCAAGCUCCUCAAUACAGGUCGGGAGUAAUGGAGAUGCUGCAAACAGGCCCCUGGUUAGUAAUGACAGACAGUAAGGGGAGAUCACUGCCUGCAAUGCCAGAGCCCGGGAGUCCUACCACCAUGAAACAGCCGUCUGAUUCACCUGGUGGAUGUAAGAGUCGGGGUGAUGGGAGCACUGACCCUACUAUGCUCAUGGAUAAAGCUGCUACCCAGAUGGCGGCUACACCUCAAGAAAAUGUUCUGCAGAUAAUUGGCAGUCAUGGUCACAACCACACCCACGAGCGGCUUAAGGACCUGACUUCCCGCUUGUUAAAUGGCGAUCAAGACAAAAUUCCAAAGCUCUGUGCUGCCACAGCACCACAGCCUCUUCUCAAAGGGGUGGAGCCUCUUCCUCAACACGCCAGCCCUCCGAGGAAGUCCAGCGUUUCUCCUGAACUCACUUUCAAAAUAACCAAAUGCGUGGUAAAUCUAGGUGGGAAGACAAGCCGAUACGGAUCGGAUUAUGAAGGGGAAAGAGAAGAGGAGACCGAUGCACCUUUGAGACUAUCAGAAGGUGUUCUGUCCUCUCCAACUGGCAGGAGAGAAAGGCGAAAGAAAAAGAGGGGGCUUGUGAGGAAGAGAACUCCGCCAAAUCGGAGACGUCCGAUUUUAAACCCUUCUGCGGAUUAUGUUCGAUCCCCUCUUCUGCCAACCACCAUAAAUUCGAAUGACCUCACCAUUGAACCAUGCAUUCUUCCCACUAAUGAGCAGACUGAUGGCGAGAUACCUGCUAGUGUAAAUACCACCCCUAUACAGCAGCCUGUGUAUGCUUGUGAAGUGAGUGAUGUUGCACAGGACAUGGAUGAUGUGAAAGUGAGUGGUACAGAGACACAACAGCAUGUGCAGUACUCAGUGGGAGAUGUUAUCUGGACUAAAGUGUCUGGAUACCCGUGGUGGCCAUGCAUGAUCACUACUGACCCAGAGUUCAACAUGCACUUUAAGUCAAAAGUGAAUAGCCGCACAGGAUUGUUGUACCACGUGCAGUACUUCGGAGAUGCUCCAGAGAGAGGAUAUGUCUUUGAGACGAGCAUAGUCACCUUCUCAGGAAAACACCAGUACCAGUCACUUAGCCGCAGCAACAAACUACCCAUUGAUAUCAGUGGAAGGAAGCGGGCAGUUCCUCGUAAGUUCCGGGAACAGUGGGAAACAGGCGUGUCACAGGCAACCGAAGCUUUGGGUCAACGGAUAGAGGAGCGACUGGCCAAAUUCAGCUUUGUUUAUGAAAAGGGCAAAGCCCAGUUCAAUCCUUGCAUGCUACAAGAGCUUCAAGCACAACGCACUCUGGGACCACAGCAAGACCAAGCUCAGAGGGAGUCUCAAGAGCUUGUCAGCCUCACUCCCCCCGACUCCACUCAUUCCAGCCCCAACUCAACAAUACCUACUACCACCAUCCCAGGCCUCUUUUCCCACCCCACAGACAGCAGCACUUCAUCAGGGAAAACCACCCUAGCCAGAAAAGCACCUAAAACGUCAGUGAAGAAGGAUCACUGCAGAAAGCGUGGCACAACACUGAAGUAUAAGACGUCAAAAGCUUCCUCUGCAAAACGGACCCCUCUGACUGAAUCUACUGUUCAGGAUUCCUGUGUUUCAUCAGAGACGCCUGAACUCCAGAGGAAAAGAAAUACAAAUGCUGGGAAACGGACUUUCCGGAAAAAAGACCUGCUCUGUAUUGAUCUAGACCUUCAGCUAAAAGCUCCUCAGAAGAAACAGAGACAGAUCAGACAGAAGUUUCCUGCCGCACCAAAUUCAGUGAAGAAGAGGAAAAUAAAAGCAGGUGUCAGUAUCUCUGACACUGUAAAUGCAGUUUCCACUAAUCCUGGGCUUUCAGAUAUAAAGGUAUCAGUACUAAGCCCAAAAGUUUUGGAGAAGGAGGAUGGCUCUUCUAAAGGAAAGAAAAAAGGCUACAAACGUUUACGAGAGUCAAAUGAAGAUGUAGCACUGCAGCCUAAAAUGAAAAUCAAGCCUGAAAAGUUGAAAAAGCAGAAAGGCCAAAAGAAUACACCAUCAGCUGAGGCCCCUGUCCCUAAACCGAGGGGGAGGAGGCGGAAAUCCGACAAGGAUGAAAAAAGGAAACAAAUAAAAAAAGCCCCAAGUGAGGAGGAGUCUCCUGCUAAAGUCAAACGUGUCAGGAAGCGGAAACAGGAUUUAGGGAGACAGUCGUUACCUGUCGCAUCCAAAAAGCGCCGCAGAUCAUCUUACCCUGAGCCAGAGAGUUUGCUGUGUGAGCAGAGACCCGAAUCUCCCAGUGAGAGUACAGACGAAUCGCAUCCCUCAAAAAAGACGGAACGCACUGCCGGCACCAAAAAAGAGAGCGUGUGUCUGGUGUGUGAGCAGAGCGGGGAGGAUCUAGUGAUGUGUGAGGGACAGUGCUGUGGCUCAUAUCACCUGCAUUGUAUUGGACUUGAGCGAUCAGCAGAAAAGUUGCUCUGCACUGCCUGCAUCUCAGGUGUGCGUGUGUGUUUCACCUGUAAGAAGUCUGAAGGAGAGGUGCGGCGUUGCUGUGUUCUUCACUGUGGCCGCUUCUACCAUGAGGCCUGUGUACGGUUGAGCCCUCUGACCGUGUUUGAGAAUCGAGGCUUCCGCUGCCCUCUGCACACCUGCCUCAGCUGCCACUACAGUGGCCGUGGCACUGGCAAGGCCACUAAAGGAAAGAUGAUGCGUUGUUUGCGCUGUCCCGUGGCCUAUCAUGUUGGAGACCUGUGUGUUGCUGCGGGCAGUGAGAUGCUGUCAUCUUCUGCCAUUGUGUGCACAAAUCACUUCAGGGCUAAGAAAGGCUACAGUCACCACUCUCACGUCAACGUCAGCUGGUGCUUUAUCUGCUCAAAGGGUGGCCGUCUGCUGUGCUGUGAGUCAUGUCCAGCUGCGUUUCACCCUGACUGUCUGAACAUCGCUAUGCCUGAUGGCAGCUGGUUCUGUAAUGAUUGUCGCUCAGGGAAGAAACCCAAAUACAGAGAUGUUAUUUGGGUCAAACUGGGGAACUACAGAUGGUGGCCUGCAGAGAUCCGUCACCCUAAGAACAUCCCGACAAACAUCCAGCACCUGCGUCAUGAGAUUGGGGAGUUCCCCGUGUUCUUCUUUGGCUCUAAAGACUAUUUCUGGACACACCAGGGCAGAGUCUUUCCUUACAUGGAGGGGGACAGGGGAAGCAAAUACCAACAGACUGGCAUUGGGAAGGUCUUUAAGAAUGCCCUGCUGGAGGCUGAAACUCGCUUUAAGGAGAUUGAGAUGGAGAGGGAGGCCAAAGAGGCUCAAGAGAACAACAAGAAACCUCCUCCAUACAAAUACAUCAAGGUGAAUAAGCCUUGUGGACGAGUGCAGGUCUACACCGCAGACAUUUCCGAGAUCCCCAAGUGUAACUGUAAGCCGUCGGACGAGCGACCCUGCAGCUUUGAAUCCGAGUGUCUGAACCGCAUGCUGUUGUACGAGUGCCAUCCUCAAGUGUGUCCUGCUGGAGAGCGCUGCCAAAACCAGGACUUCACCAAACGCCACUAUCCCGAGACCAAGAUCAUUCGCACCGCAGGCAAAGGCUGGGGCCUGCUGUCAUUGCGAGACAUUAAGAAAGGGGAAUUUGUGAAUGAAUAUGUGGGUGAACUGAUAGACGAGGAGGAGUGCAGAGCCAGAAUCAAAUACGCUCAAGAGAACGACAUCUCACAUUUCUAUAUGCUCACUAUUGACAAGGAUCGGAUUAUUGAUGCGGGACCGAAAGGGAACUACUCUCGCUUCAUGAACCACAGCUGCCAGCCCAACUGUGAGACUCAGAAAUGGACAGUUAAUGGAGACACUCGCGUGGGCCUGUUUGCUGUGUGUGACAUCCCUUCUGGCACUGAGCUGACAUUUAACUAUAACCUGGACUGUCUUGGGAAUGAAAAGACUGUGUGUCGCUGUGGAGCUCCUAACUGCAGUGGUUUUCUAGGUGACAGACCCAAGAACGGUCAUCCUUCUGAGCCCAAAAACAAGCUUCAGAAGAAAAAGCCCAAGCGGAGAAGGGCCCGUAACGAAGGAAAGAAGUCUGAGGACGAGUGUUUCCGCUGUGGCGAUGGUGGAGAGCUGGUUCUGUGUGACAAGAAGGGCUGCACUAAAGCCUAUCACCUUUCCUGCCUAGACCGCACCAAGAGACCAUUUGGUCGCUGGGACUGUCCCUGGCAUCACUGUGACGUGUGUGGAAAGAACUCUGAUGCUUUCUGCCAGCUGUGCCCUAACUCUUUUUGCAAGGCUCACCAAGAGGGGGCGCUGCGGUCUCACCCGCUCAUGGGCCAGCUCUGCUGCCAGGAACAUGAAGACUCCGAUAUCCGCCCUCAGGCAGAGCCCCCACUGGAACACAGCGCUGAAGUACCCUCAUCCACCAAACCACGCAAGUACAGGCGCAGAACAGAGGCCAAAACCAGCAGCAAACCACCUCUCAAGAAGAGGUCCAGAAAGACCACUGACGUGUAGUGGGAUAUCGAACUAUGGAACCUGCCUUUCCUCCCACUAAUCCCGGCAACCUCCUCAGCUCCUGCCCCAAUUGAUUCAGUGAUCUUGACGUCGUGUGACUGUUCUGCCAAGCUGAAAGCACUGUAUGUGUCUGAUCAGGGAAGCGUGUUAACACUGUAGAGCUCCUCAGAGCUACCGAAUCAGGUCUCCCUACACUCACACUGCCUCCUCAUGUUCCACUCGUGUGUGUGUGUGUGUGUGUGUGUGCAUGCACUGCCAAAUAGACGACAGAGCCGACAGACUAAACACCUCAAAUAAACAGCAUUACGGACGCCAAACUUGAAACCUUUUUACGCCGUUAUGAAUCUUGAAUCUUGGCAUAGUUUUUUUUUUUUUUUUUUAAACAGUAGAUAUGUAUAUGGAAAUGUAUAUGAAAGACCAAAUUUAUAAUAAUACUGGAUUUAUUGUUAGUAACAGGUGCCAGAAGUUUUUGUUUUUAACAAGUGGUAUCUUUAAAUAAGACACUAUGGGUAGCCCUUGAAUUACAUUUUUAGAGUCAGUUCAUAUAACUGUAUAGAGCAGCAGAGUUUUUUGUUUAUUAUAUAUAGCUUGGUUCAUUUUUGUAGCUCAUUUUUGAGUUUGAGUAACCAGGACGUUAGGAUGUUAAAUCUACCUAUUCAGAGUUUUAAAACGGCAGAUCAUGACGGGCUUCUUGUGAUACUUACGAGAAAUAAAGCUGUUUCAAGCA
This is a messenger RNA of Pimephales promelas (fathead minnow), 5227 nucleotides long. It is a transcript of the gene nsd2, whose product is annotated as nuclear receptor binding SET domain protein 2. Lineage: Eukaryota; Metazoa; Chordata; Actinopteri; Cypriniformes; Leuciscidae. Gene Ontology annotation, cellular component: nucleus. Gene Ontology annotation, molecular function: histone methyltransferase activity; protein binding. The record is from RefSeq and is a predicted model, not a curated record.